CGUAGGUUAAGAGAAUCACCCUUUCAGCUGGUAGAGCGAGAAACUUUUAAGGGGAAUUCUAGACAGAGAAAGACUCUGUGUGCGAGAGACAGAGUGCGAGUUUUUGAUGCGCAUCGAUCGACGACGAUGUCAAAGAUGAAGCAUCUGUUGCGAAAGCUUCACAUCGGUGGUGGGUUCAACGAUAACAAUAAUCGACUGGCCACUGCCGACCCGUCAUCACGGUCUCCGGCAACGACCACGUUUCACUCAUCGUCUUCUUCUCCAUCUAUGUUGCCGAUUGUCGAUGGAACCGGAGCCGAUUUAUCUUCAUCUGCCCAGAACGUCAACGACAUCUCAAACUCGUCCACAGUUGAUUCUAAUUUCUUCGAAGAGGAAUUUCAGAUGCAACUUGCUCUUGCGAUUAGUGUCUCAUCGGGAUCGGUCGAGACGGGUCAACCUGAUGCUGAAACCGAACAAAUUAAGGCUGCUAAGCAAAGAAGCUUGGGCUGUUCUCCUUCUGAACCCUUCGUUGAAUUUCUUUCGCUUCGGUAUUGGAGCAAUAAUGUUGUAAAUUAUGAUGAGAAAGUGAUGGACGGUUUCUAUGAUGUAUAUGGGAUUACUUCAAGUUCAAUCACACAAGGGAAGAUGCCAUUGUUAGUGGAUCUUCAAGCAAUAACUGUUUCAGAUAAUGUUGACUAUGAAGUAAUUUUAGUUGACCGAAUGGUUGAUAAGGAACUGCGGUAUCUUGAGGAAAGAGUUUCCACUAUAUCACUGGAAUGCCAGGCUGCUGGGACUAGGCAGAUUAUGAGUACAUUAAUCCAAAAACUUGCCAAUAUUGUCGUUGCUCAAAUGGGGGGUCCUGUUAGUGAUGCAGAUGAAAUGUUGAGAAGAUGGACUCUUAGAAGUUAUGAGUUAAGGAAUUCCAUGAACACUAUCAUUCUUCCUCUUGGUUGUCUUGAUGUUGGACUUUCCCGCCACAGGGCCUUGCUUUUUAAGGUACUCGCUGAUAAGAUCAACCUUCCAUGUAGUCUGGUAAAAGGGAGCUACUAUACUGGCACUGAUGAUGGAGCUGUGAACUUGAUCAAGAUCGAUAAUGGAAGUGAAUACAUUAUUGAUUUAAUGGGUGCUCCAGGCACCCUGAUUCCUUCUGAGGUUCAGAGCUAUAAUCUUCCAAAUUUUGGACUAGAUUCAGUAGCAGCUACACCUCAAGCAGAUAAUGUUGCCAAAAUUGGGACUUCAGGUUCUGAAGUGACUUCUAGUUCUAUUAUAGGCUCACAAUCAAAAGGUCUAAAGGAUGGAAAAGUUAUGAAGAGAAAAUCAAACGGAGAGAUUGAAGAUGUGUCUGAAUGUGUCAUAACCGCUGCAAAAAACCCAGAAUUUGCUCAAAAACUCCAUGCAGUUCUAUUAAAUAAUGGUGGAACAUCGCUCGAUUCCCUUUUAAAUGUAAAUAACCAAGUGAAGGGAGAAGCAGACAUAUGUGAAACUGUUCAUUUGUUAGAUGCUGACAUGUUAAAUGUUGGUGGUCAACAUGGUCAAGUGUUAGUCAUGUCUAAUCAUGACAACACAAAUGCUACAUUUUUUGGGUUACAAACACAGCAAGAAGUAAUGUCCAAAACAGAUAUACUUUCUGAAUCUACAUGUGAAAGCCAUAAUGAGGGGAUUAGUCUUACUGCAGUUGAGUGGGAAAUUCUGUGGGAGGAUCUUCAGAUUGGAGAACGGAUUGGUAUAGGUGAGAUACAGAUACCCUUGUUUACUGUUUCUUAA
Molecule: messenger RNA, 1743 nt
Organism: Lactuca virosa
Lineage: Eukaryota; Viridiplantae; Streptophyta; Magnoliopsida; Asterales; Asteraceae
Source: the annotation of a GenBank genome assembly